Molecule: messenger RNA, 3711 nt
Organism: Pristis pectinata (smalltooth sawfish)
Lineage: Eukaryota; Metazoa; Chordata; Chondrichthyes; Rhinopristiformes; Pristidae
Gene: ints3
Product: integrator complex subunit 3
Cellular component (GO): cytoplasm
Source: RefSeq, a predicted model, not a curated record
AGUGCUGUCGCCGCUCGGCGUCCAUGCCCGCCCUCCGCCCGGCCGCUGAGGUGAUCCCUUCCGGGCUUCGAGGACCAGGCCAGAGCCCGGCGCCCGCCAGUCAUGGAGGCCGCGCACAAAUCCAAGGGGAGGCUGCUGGUCUCCAACGCCUUGGACGCCAAGGACGAGUUGGAGGAGAAGCUGGAGAGAUGUUUGAAUGUUGUAUCCCCGAUGAUCAAUGGCGUAUCGGAGAGAGAGGCAAAUGAUGCACUGAAUGCUCACGUGUGCAAAGGGGCCCAGCAGCAUGAGGAAGUGUGUUUGGGACUUCUAACGAUGAUUCUAGUGGAGCCUCUGCAGGCGCAAAGGUGUUACCGGGAUCUGACGCUGGUGAGCAGAGACGGCAUGAACCUAAUUUUAAUCAAAAUUAACCAGCUCCUCAUGGAAAAGUAUCUGAAGCUUCAGGACACCGUCAGAAUACAGUUGGUAUGGCUGGUGCGAGAGAUAGUGAAGAAUGCGGUCCUGGGUGCAGAUGGUGUGUGUAUGACACUCAUGAAACAAAUUGCUGGAGGGGAUGUGACUCCAAAAAACAUCUGGCUGGCAGAAAGUGUCCUUGAUAUCCUAGUAGAGCAAAGGGAGUGGGUGAUGAAGAGCAACAUGCUGAUCGCCAUGAUCAUUUACACGAACCUACGCCUGAUUGUGGAUCACCACGGCACCCCCCAGCUCCAGUCCCUGCGGCAGAAAGAGGUGGACUUCUGCAUGACGCUGCUCCGCGAAAAAGCUUUGCCCCUGGUACCACCUCCUGCAGCUUUGGUGGACCACAGACCAUUUAUGGACUGUACGAUGAUUGGCCGGGAUCUAGUCCGCCUACUUCAGAACGUCGCCCGGAUCCCAGAGUUUGAGAAGUUAUGGAGGGACAUUCUGCACAGUCCGCAGGCCCUCAACCCCAACUCAACUGGUAUUCUGCAACUUUUACAGACCCGGACUUCUAGGAAGUUCCUGGCAUGUCGCAUGACGCCUGACAUGGAAACCAAAUUGCUGUUCAUGACCUCCAGGGUGCGGUUUGGGCAGCAGAAGCGGUACCAGGACUGGUUCCAGCGGCAGAACCUCUCAACUCCCGACAGCCAGUCACUGCGCUGCGACCUGAUCAGGUACAUCUGUGGGGUCGUCCAUCCGUCCAACGAGGUGCUGAGCUCCGACAUCCUGCCCCGGUGGGCCAUCAUCGGCUGGCUUCUCACCACGUGCACCUCCAAUGUUGCAGCUUCUAACGCCAAGCUUGCCUUGUUCUACAACUGGCUCUUCUUCAAUCCAGAAAAGGACAGCAUCAUGAACAUCGAGCCUGCUAUUCUUGUGAUGCAUCAUUCCAUGAAGCCUCAUCCAGCAAUCACUGCCACACUGCUGGACUUCAUCUGUGGAAUUAUUCCGCACUUCUACCCCCCGCUGGAGUCCCACGUGAGGCAGGGUGUCUUCAACUCGCUCAAUCACAUCGUGGAAAAGAGAGUGCUGGCGUAAGCCCUUGGCUCCCUGUUCGACAACCCAAAGCUGGAUAAAGAGUUGCGGGCCAUGAUCCGUGAGAAAUUUCCAGAGUUCUGCAGCUCGCCCUCACCACCUGUGGAAGUUAAAAUCGAAGAAUCUGUUGCCAUGGAUAUGGAUAACCACGUCACUGACAAGGACCGAGAGGAGAAUUGCUAUGACAACACGGAUGCUGCCUUCAGCGAUGACGAGGAGGAGCUGAACAGUAAAGGGAAGAAGCGUGAAUUCCGGUUUCAUCCAAUCAAAGAAGCCAUCGUGGAGGAGCCGGUCAAUAUCACACCCUACCUGGACCAACUAGACGAAGCGCUGCGGGAAAAAGUGCUACUCAUUCAGAAGGGACGAGAGGAAGAUAAUGACAACUAUCGCACUGACACGGAGAUUCAGUGUGAAAUAAUGCAGGAAAUUGUGGAUAUGAUACUGGAGGACGACUUUGAUUCAGAACUCAUGGUGACAUUGGCUUCUUGCCUAGUUGAAUUGUUCAAGGGACACUUCAGGGGAGAAGUGCUACCUGAGGAGAUCACAGAGGAGUCUCUGGAGGAGUCUGUGGGAAAGCCACUCUACGUAACCUUCAGGAAUCUGUGCCAAAUGCAGGAAGACAACAGCAGCUUCUCUUUGCUCCUGGAACUCUUAUCCGAACUAUACCAGAAGCAGCCGAAGAUCGGUUACCACCUCCUCUACUAUCUGCGAGCCAGUAAAGCAGCAGCGGGGAAGAUGAGGUUGUACGAGUCGUUUGCGCAGGCCACACAGCUUGGGGACCUUCAUACCUGCCUAAUGAUGGACAUGAAGGCGUGUCAGGAGGACGACAUUCGGCUGCUCUGCUACCUAACCCCAACGAUCUACACAUCGUUUCCUGAUGAGACUCUGCGGAGCAGCGAGCUCCUCAACAUGAUCGUUGCUGUCAUCGACUCUGCGCAGCUGCAGGAGUUGGUAUGUCACAUCAUGAUGGGGAACCUGGUGAUGUUUCGGAAGGAUUCUGUUCUCAACAUCCUGAUCCAGAGCCUUGACUGGGAGACGUUCGAGCAGUACUGCACGUGGCAGCUCUUCCUCGCCCACAACAUUCCCCUGGAGCUCAUUGUGCCCAUCCUCCAACACGUCAAGUACAAAGAACACCCCGAGGCCCUCUCAUGUUUGCUGCUGCAGCUCAGGAAGGAGAGCCCCUCUAGGAAAAUGGUAAAGAUGGUGAUGAGUCGACCGUGCCACGCCGACGACCACUUCACCACCAGCAUCCUGCGCCAGUGGUCUAUGAAGUACGACGACUCGCUGGCGGAACAGAUCAAAGCCCUCCUCAUCAAGAACAACAGCCUGCCCCGGAAAAGGCAGAGCCUGCGGAGUUCCAGCAGCAAACUGGCCCAGCUCACCCUGGAGCAGAUCCUGGAACAUCUGGCCAACCUGCGACUCUGCCUCCUCCCCACCAAGCAGAACUUCUUCGCCCAGACGCCGAUUCUCCAGGCUCUGCAGCACGUGCAGGCAAGCUGUGACGAGGCGCACAAGAUGAAGUUCAGUGACCUGUUCGCCUUGGCUGAUGACUACGAGGACUCCAGCAAACCGUCCCGGAGUCGGCGGAAGACGGCCGCCUCCAGCCCCCGGAGCAGGAAGAACGCCUCGCAGCCCAUCGGCAACGACGAGGACUCCUCCUCCAGUAGCGGAUCGGAGGAGGAGGAUGCAAAACCCAAGCCAAAAAGGAAAAGGAAAUGUUCAUCAGCCGUUGGUUCUGACAGCGACUGAGUGUGAGAUUACCUGCGUGAGAGACAGACAGAGAGAGAGAGGGGCGGGGAACGGUUCCAUCCACAGUGCCGAUUCCACAAUUCAAUCCUCGCCACUGGAAUUUUUUUUUUAAAAAAGAAAAAAAAAUCAACCACACACAGACUCACACGUGAGAGCGACUGUCUCGCUGCACCGUGUCCACAGACAACCGGACAGAGGAGAGAGGGGCAGAGAAAAACGGGCACAGAGGCACGGAGACUGACGCCAGCAGUGUCGGCGGGAGUUGGCUGGAACUUCGAUUCAGAGCGUGUGAGAGAGAGAGAGAGAGAGAAAUGAGACAGUUAAUCAGGAAACAAGAACUUGCAAAAAAAAAACGUCUCAACGGUGCAAGAGACAGUCUUGGAUUCUUAAAAGUCACCAGAGUUUUUAAAAAGGGUUUAUAUUCGAAGCAUCCUAUUUUCUUAAAAAAAAUGUAAAUAAAUAAACUACGUCUUAUAA